GAGACCCACUGAUACACAGAAAGGAAAGAGACUGAUGAGAAGAGAGACAGAGACAAAGAGAUAGCAAAGGGAGGCAGAGACAGAGCAGGCACUGAGGGAAAGCCACAACUGGGCAGAGGGAGAAGCCAGAGAAGCUGAAGAAGACACAGACAGGGAGAGACAAAGACCCAGGAGAGAAGGGCACAGGAGGAAGUUUUGGAGGAGAGAGGUCCUUAGGCGCAUUUCUUGAGCCCAGGGACUGUUUUUUUCAUCUUCUCUGAACGUCCCUAGCCCCUCUAAAAACUUCGCCUCAGAUUUUGGCACAAAUCCGAGCCCCUACGACUUUAAAGAGGAGUUUUCCAUAGUUAGGGUGGGGAGGAUUUGAUGCCUCCAAUGGCCUCAAUCCAUCCCAGAUGCAGCACGGGUACCAUGUCCCAGAUGGGCUUGCAUCCCGGGAGGGGCUUGACUGGGCACUGGCUGCGAAGAACCCAACUCCGCUUGCAGCUUCACACAGUGCCUUUCUCUGGUCUGGAGUGGAGGCGGUCGCUGGUGCUGCUGCUGGCCUCCCUCUUGCCCUUAGCCUGGGCAGCCAGCCCCCUCCCUCGGGAGGAGGAAAUCGUGUUUCCAGAGAAGCUCAAUGGCAGCAUCUUGCCUGGCUCAGGUACCCCUGCCAGGCUGCUGUACCGCUUGCCAGCCUUUGGGGAGGUGCUACUACUAGAAUUAGAGCAGGACCCUGGGGUCCAGGUAGAGGGGCUGACAGUGCAGUACCUGGGCCAGGCACCUGAGAUGCUGGGUGGGGCAGAGCCAGGUACCUACCUGACUGGCACCAUCAAUGGAGAUCCGGAGUCGGUGGCAUCUUUGCACUGGGACGGGGGAGCCCUACUAGGGGUGUUGCAGUACCGAGGGGCUGAACUCCACCUCCAGCCUCUGGAGGGAGGCUCCCUUAACUCUGCUGGGGGACCAGGGGCUCACAUCCUACGCCGGAAGAGUCCUGACAGCAGCCAAGGUCCCAUGUGCAACGUCAAGGCUCCUUCUGGGACCCCCAAUCCCACUCCCCGAAGAACCAAGCGCUUUGCUUCUCUGAGUAGAUUCGUGGAGACACUGGUGGUGGCCGAUGACAAGAUGGCAGCAUUCCAUGGUACAGGGCUAAAGCGCUACCUGCUAACAGUUAUGGCUGCAGCAGCCAAGGCCUUUAAGCACCCAAGCAUCCGAAACCCUGUCAGCUUGGUGGUGACUCGGCUAGUGAUCCUGGGGUCAGGCCAGGAAGGGCCCCAAGUGGGGCCGAGUGCAGCCCAGACCCUACGCAGCUUCUGCACCUGGCAGCGGGGCCUCAACACCCCUGACGACUCAGAUCCUGACCACUUUGACACAGCCAUUCUGUUCACCCGUCAGGACCUGUGUGGCGUCUCCACUUGUGACACUCUGGGUAUGGCUGAUGUGGGCACAGUGUGUGAUCCGGCUCGGAGCUGUGCUAUUGUGGAGGACGACGGACUCCAGUCGGCCUUCACUGCUGCUCACGAACUGGGCCAUGUCUUCAACAUGCUCCAUGAUAACUCCAAGCCAUGUGUUAAUCUGAACGGGCAGGGGGGCUCCACUCGCCACGUCAUGGCUCCAGUUAUGGCUCACGUGGAUCCUGAAGAGCCUUGGUCCCCGUGCAGUGCCCGCUUCAUCACUGACUUCCUGGACAAUGGCUAUGGGCACUGUCUCUUAGACAAACCAGAGGCUCCCCUGCAUCUGCCAGUGACUUUUCCUGGCAAGGACUACGAUGCCGACCGCCAGUGCCAACUGACCUUUGGGCCUGACUCACGCCAUUGUCCACAGCUGCCCCCACCCUGUGCUGCCCUCUGGUGCUCGGGCCACCUCAACGGCCAUGCUAUGUGCCAGACUAAGCAUUCACCCUGGGCUGACGGUACUCCCUGCGGAUCCGCACAGGCCUGCAUGGGCGGCCGCUGUCUUCACGUGGACCAGCUCAAGGACUUCGAUAUUCCACAGGCUGGGGGCUGGGGUCCCUGGGGACCAUGGGGUGACUGCUCUAGGAGCUGUGGGGGUGGUGUCCAGUUCUCCUCCCGGGACUGCACAAGGCCCGUCCCCCGGAAUGGUGGCAAGUACUGCGAGGGUCGCCGUACCCGUUUCCGCUCCUGCAACACUGAGAACUGCCCAAGCGGCUCAGCAUUGACCUUCCGUGAGGAGCAGUGUGCUGCCUACAACCACAGGACGGACCUCUUCAAGAGCUUCCCAGGGCCCAUGGACUGGGUCCCACGCUACACAGGUGUAGCCCCACGAGACCAGUGCAAACUCACCUGCCAGGCCCGGGCACUGGGUUACUACUAUGUACUGGAGCCACGGGUGGCAGACGGAACUCCGUGUUCCCCAGACAGCUCCUCAGUCUGUGUCCAGGGGCGCUGUAUCCAUGCUGGCUGUGACCGGAUUAUUGGCUCCAAAAAGAAGUUUGACAAGUGCAUGGUCUGCGGCGGGAAUGGUUCUAGCUGCAGCAAGCAGUCGGGCUCCUUCAGAAAAUUCAGGUACGGAUACAGUGAUGUGGUCACUAUCCCCGCCGGGGCCACCCAUAUUCUUGUACGGCAGCAAGGGGGUUCUGGCCCCAGGAGCAUCUACCUGGCCCUGAAGCUUCCAGAUGGUUCCUAUGCCCUCAAUGGUGAAUACACGCUGAUGCCCUCCCCCACGGAUGUGACACUUCCUGGGGCAGUCAGUCUGCGCUAUAGCGGAGCCACGGCAGCCUCAGAGACACUGUCUGGACAUGGGCCUCUGGCCCAACCCUUGACGCUGCAAGUCCUGGUGGCCGGCAACCCACAGAACGCACGUCUGCGGUACAGCUUCUUCGUUCCGCGACCAGUUCCUUCAACACCACGCCCUCCUCCCCAAGACUGGCUGCAUCGCCGGGCACAGAUUCUGGAGAUCAUUCGGAAGCGUCCCUGGGCCGGCAGGAAAUAACCUCACUCUCCCGGCUGCCCUUUUGGGGUGCCGGGGCCUCGGACUCAUCUGGGAGAAUGAGGGGGUUCUGCAGCUGCCUCAUGCUAAAACACAGCAGGGAAGUGCUGUAGAGGGCGAAACCUGCCCUGCCUCUCUGCCCUAAACUGCAGGCUGGCCCUGCCCUAGCUUCCUGCCCUGGGAGGCAGCGAUGUGUAGGUGAAUGGAAAGGGGCUAGGAGACGCCCCCUAUCUAAACUGCCCCCUCUGCCCUGCAGGUCACAGGAGGGAGAGGGGAAGGCAGGAUGGGUCCUGGAUUCCAGUUGUAUUUAUUUAGUAUUUAUUCGCUUUUAUUUAGCACCAGGGAAGGGGACUAGGGUCUUGGGGAAACUCACCCCUUAUAGCCCCCACCCUAGCUAUGAAAUCAGGGUGGUGGUAACAAAUAUAAGUGGUGUAUGUGUGUCUGUGUGUGUGUGUGCGUGCACGCGUGUGUUUUUGUAUGAGGUACAACCUGUCCUGCUUUCCUCUCCCUGGCUUUUUUUUGGCUGGGAAAAGGAGAGCCAAAGGUAGGAUUGGUCUUCAGGGAGUGAGGGAUUAUCAUAUUUUUAAAUGUACAGAUUGAAGUCUGCUAUUUAUAUGCCCCUUUGGGGGUCAGACAAAUGUGGGUUGCACCUUGGCCCCACAUCUUUGAGCAUUUGUUUUCUUGUUUGCCAAUAACAAUAAUACCUCCCUUAGAAAUUUGUUGUAAGGGUUAAAUAAUGUAAAUAAAGAACUAGCAUAAGGCCUCCCCCUCCACAGGUACUCAGCAAGUGGCAACUGCUCUUAUUCUCAUCAGUGUUCUGUUCACGCUCCUCCAUGGAGGGUCUGCCCUGCACUUAAAGCCGACAAGCGUCCAUGUCACUUAUGCCAUUCUUUAUGCCCAGGCUCAGAUCCCGUAGCUGUCCGUACUCUAAGAUUGGGAGACAUUGUCAGAAAAGGCUGUUCUGUCCAUCACUUCCGUGGGCACAUAAUCACCUGAAGCAGAUGUAAUGAACACUUGGCAAUAUAGCCAACAAGGACAUGAAGAUACAGAAACCAAAAACUCAACUCCCUCAACACAAACAAGAGUAUAGUUGUAGCCGGGUGGUGGUGGCGCAUGCCUUUAAUCCCAGCACUCGGGAGGCAGAGGCAGGCGGAUCUCUGUGAGUUCGAGACCAGCCUGGUCUACAAGAGCUAGUUCCAGGACGGGCUCCAAAACCACAGAGAAACCCUGUCUCGAAAAACCCAAAAAUAAAUAAAUAAAUAAAUAAAUAAAUAGAAAAAGAGUGUAGUUGUAAGAGUGAUGGAGUCAAGGGAUGGAGAAGGAUGUUACAGUAGCAUCCUGGCACUCCAGAGCUGACGGAUCUGAGCUUGAGCUAGGGUUCAGCACCUUAUUACCUGGGUGACGUUGGGCAAGUCACUGAUACACAACUUUGGAUUACAAGCAUACAGAAUGGGGCCCAUGGUAACUGUUCCCAUAGCUCUGUGCUCAAGGAUUUUCGAACAGUAAAGGGUGUUGUAACAUGAGAAGUGACCUUUGUGAUGACUGACUCGGACAGUGACUCCACCAUCAAUCAACGUAAGCCCAAUAGACUUCUUGGAAAAUGUGAGGUUAGAAUGGAAUUCAAUGAGAGGAACAGGAUGUGGUCUGGUAAGCAAUAAACAGCAAAGCAAAAGAAAAAAAUGUAGACAGAUCUAAUGAGAGUGGAGCCAUCUGUUCAGUGGUGCAGAAUGUGAGGAGCAGCACUGAGCGGAAAUGGAUCUCCUUCCCUUGAACAAGAGGAAUAACCUAGUCAGUCUUGGGUGUGUUAUAGAUGGGACAGGUGGGCAAAGGCAUGGUGGAGAGGUUUUUUUUUCACUUUUAUUUAUUUACUUUUCAUUGGUUUAAAUCCGGGAUGGGUACAGCAUCACACGGAUUCUGUAUCCAAUGGCUUUUGCAGGAAGGUUGCUUCGGAAUUUGGCACGACCAUGCCACCGUUUCCAUGGGACCGAGUUACUUUCCCCCAGAUCACUCUGGUUUUGUUUGGUUUGCCUCCAGGUGUCACUGUGUUGUUCUUUGCUUCGUACAUAUAAGCACAUCUCUUGCCCGAGUAGAAUUCAGUUUCAUCUCGGGCAUAAACGCCUUCAAUUUUAAGGAGAGCUGUGUGCUCUCUCUGGUUCCGGAGACCUCGCUUAUAGCCAGCAAAAGUGACCUUGCACCACAGCCUUCAGACAUUUAGAAGUCCUGUUCCCAGCAGGCCCCAG
Messenger RNA from Microtus oregoni (creeping vole), 5165 nucleotides. RefSeq names its product A disintegrin and metalloproteinase with thrombospondin motifs 4. The coding region runs from base 364 to 2928 and encodes 854 amino acids. Gene Ontology annotation, biological process: proteolysis; extracellular matrix organization. The transcript has 9 exons. Gene Ontology annotation, molecular function: metalloendopeptidase activity. Gene Ontology annotation, cellular component: extracellular matrix. The record is from RefSeq and is a predicted model, not a curated record. NCBI's taxonomy places the organism in Eukaryota, Metazoa, Chordata, Mammalia, Rodentia, Cricetidae.